Solanum stenotomum is the source of this 1649-nucleotide messenger RNA. RefSeq lists its product as uncharacterized. The coding region runs from base 16 to 1287 and encodes 423 amino acids. The transcript has 10 exons. Gene Ontology annotation, molecular function: Hsp90 protein binding. Lineage: Eukaryota; Viridiplantae; Streptophyta; Magnoliopsida; Solanales; Solanaceae. The record is from RefSeq and is a predicted model, not a curated record.
AUUACUUUGCUUCAGAUGAAAAUAUUACUCGUAGGAUUAAAACUGGAUGGUUUGAAUGGAGAUGUUCUAUCGCGUGGCAGUGAAUGUUGGGCUGCUAUGAGUGUUGUGCGGAUGCUAAGAUGUGUGGUCAUAUCAGCUCCGAGCAAAUACAAGUUUCGGCAAUCAAAAGGUUUGGCUGCUAUAACAAUGGCGUUAUGGAUGGAGGCAGGUUCAGAACCUAAAACAGAGAAAGAAUUGGCUGAUCUUGAUGCUAUCUCCUCACUCAAAGAGUCUACCGCUUUUGAACUUAAGGAGUUAGGUAAUGAAUAUGUCAAGAAGGGCAAGGAGCAUUACUCGGAUGCUAUUGAUUGCUAUACAAGGGCAAUAAAUCAGAAUGCUUUAAGUGAUGCUGAGCAGUCAAUUCUCUGUUCAAACAGAGCUCAUGUCAAUCUUCUCUUGGGGAAUUAUAGACGUGCACUCCAGGAUGCAGAAGAUGCAAUCAAAUUAAAUCCAAGUAAUGUUAAGGCUCUUUAUCGAGCAGCAAAAGCAUCAGUUUUUCUGAAUCUUCUGGCUGAAGCAAAAGGGCUCUGCGAGAAAGGUCUUCAGCACUCGUCAUCUAAUGAAGAACUGAAGAAGCUUGCUAGGCACAUCGAUAUACAGAAAUCAGAAAUGGAACGUCGUGAUGCUGAAGUGUCUAAAGCAGUAUCUUCUGCUAAGACCAUUGUUUCUGCAUUUGAGACUAGAGGAUUGAAGAUUGCGAAGCCCAUGUAUCAAGAACUCACUGGACUAAGAAAACCAACAUUAGACAAAAAUAAUAUUCUUCAUUGGGCAGUUCUUCUUCUGUAUCCAGAGGUCAUGUCCAGUGACUUCAUAGAGGAGUUCUGUGAGACCGACAUGUUUUCAGCUCAUCUUGAUAUGAUGUUUUCAGAAGGUUGUCCACCUCUUCCUUGGGACAAAGAAAAUGCUUACACUCGUGAUGCUGUUGAGUUGUAUUAUGAGGCUUGUGCUGGUGUCUGUUUAUCCAAGCGGGAUAUUCUUCAGUAUCUGCUGGAAGGAACAGCUGCUUCUCAUGUGGAAGACUUUGGUGAUGAGGAGAGUGCUUCUGCUCAGAGUUCAACCAAGGGUAGCAUUUCACAAGAGGAUGGCCCUGGAUGGGUUAAAAUUAAUGAGAAGACAACACUUUAUAAUGUUCUAAAGGAACCGAGUUGUGUAGUUCCUGGGCUUCCUGUGUUUUGGGUUGUCUCGAGGAAUUCCAGCUUCUAUAAAGACUUCAAAUCUGGAAAUUGGUCUGCUCCAGAACUAGCAUGAAUUUGUCGUGGAGUUGCAAGUCCAUUAUGAGUUCCUAUUGUCUUGCAAGUACACUCAAUGUACGAUACACUCCGUUCCAUGUUUGAUAAUGCAACUGGGGUUCAUUCGAUAUAAGUUGAUUUUGUCCAUGUAGAGAGUGUUAGGGUUCUUGCUCAUAUUUUGUAGAUUACCAGCUGUGCAAAUCUCUCCAAGGUUUCAGCUUUUUGUGGAUGUAAAAUUAUGGGAAGUAAGGUAAUUAUGUUUACCUGUUAACAAAAUGAAGCAUGUUUUUGUCAUUUGUUAAAAGGAAAUUAUUGGGGAGAAGGUGAUCAUGUAGAAAACUUAAAAAGUGUUAUCUAAUGAUUUAUUUCGUUGCUCCUUGC